UGGAAGACUCAUGUGCCUUAAAAUUGUACAAAAUCUCGUGAAAAUCACCCACAUAACUCAAACCUCUAUCAUUUCAAUCUAAGUCAUCAGCAUAAUGGACAUUUCACUGUCUGACGUUGCCUAUUUGCUCACCUUACCCGCUGGAGCCCUAUCACUCGAUCGCAAAGUCAUUUACUUCAUUGUCGACGAGGAUGGGGAGCUGACUGAGAAGCACUGGAACGGCAAAGAAUACGAGGACAACGUGUUUAUCUCGUCUGAUCUCAGAGCCUCCCCGUCCGCGAAGUACCUGAUCAACCAGAAUACUCGUCGUGUAUUUUUCCCCAGCAGAGACAACGCGCUUAAGUAUGCUGAAUACGACGAGGACGAGGAGGAAUGGACCGAGACUUUCGUCGAUCGCGAUGGCCCUAUCCAACUACACCCGGAUACCAAGAUCAGCGGCUGUUUCGAUGACUUAAAGGGCCAGAUCAUCUUUUUUCAAGACCCAUCGGGUACGUUGCAAUGUAUCCGUAUGGCCGAGAAUAACGAAUGCACUCCUCUUCCUCCCCUCCCAAAAAUCAACCAAUCCGGCAAGAUUAUCCACACGGCCUACACAACAGAUGAUGGUGUCAUUCAUGUCCUCUACAUCGAUGACGCUGGUCACAUCCAUGUUGUCAAAUUGGCCACGCCAGAGAGCCAAUGGCAGGACAUAAUCCUCGAGACCGCCAAUUUCGGAAGCUCGCAAAUCACCAACCUUACAAUUACCUCGACCAAUGAGGCAGAACGAGGCUUUUUGGCGGUCGUUUCAGGAACAACUAUCGUUUAUAUCGAUCCGCAGGGCGAGCUGAUGGAGGUUGGCGCAAUUGAUAAUAAACGCUUUGAUCCGUCGUCGAGUGAGGAGUGUGCGAAUGAGCUUUAUCGGCUAGGCGAAAAAAUUGUCGGGGCUUUGGGAGGUGGAAAGAAAUGAUCUGGUUGUUCGUGCCGGGAGAUAUAUAUUGAGGGGAACUGGAUGGUAGACUGGGUUGCGUUUGUCUAUAUAGAGAGAAUUCAUGGUAUAUAUCCACUGUAAUAAAAUAUCUGCACU
This is a messenger RNA of Aspergillus pseudonomiae, 1060 nucleotides long. RefSeq lists its product as uncharacterized. Bases 95 to 943 code for a protein of 282 amino acids. The record is from RefSeq and is a predicted model, not a curated record. The transcript has 3 exons. NCBI's taxonomy places the organism in Eukaryota, Fungi, Ascomycota, Eurotiomycetes, Eurotiales, Aspergillaceae.